AGCAGAAAAACCAAAUACGGUGUGUGUAUUUGACUGUGCAGCAGUCCUCAUCUGUCUGUGUGUGUGUGUGUGUGUGUGUGUGUGCAGAGAACGGUCUGAGCGUGCCCAGUGAUGCGUCUCUGUCUCCAGCCAGUCAGAACUCUCCCUACAGCAUCACACCCGUGUCUCAGGGCUCGCCCGGCAGCUCCGGCAUCGGGAGCCCCAUGGCUGCGUCCGCCAUCACCAAGAUCCACAGCCGCCGCUUCAGAGAGUACUGUAAUCAGGUGUUGAGUAAGGAGAUCGAUGAGAGCGUGACGCUGCUUCUGCAGGAGUUGGUCCGCUUUCAGGAGCGGGUUUAUCAGAAGGAGCCCAGCAAAGCCAAAGCCAAGCGGCGUCUGGUCAUGGGUCUGCGAGAGGUCACCAAACACAUGAAACUGAACAAGAUCAAGUGUGUCAUCAUCUCGCCCAACUGUGAGAAGAUCCAGGCCAAAGGAGGUCUGGACGAGGCCCUUUAUAACGUCAUUGCCAUGGCGAGGGAGCAGGAGAUCCCCUUUGUGUUCGCUCUGGGCAGAAAGGCUCUGGGACGCUGUGUGAAUAAACUCGUGCCGGUCAGCGUCGUGGGGAUAUUCAACUUCUCUGGAGCCGAGACUCUGUUCAAUCAGCUGGUGUCUCUGACGGAGGAGGCGCGGAGGGCGUAUAAGGAGAUGGUGAGCGCUCUGGAGCCAGGAGCAGGCCGAGGAGGCGCUGAAGAACGUCAAGAAGGUCCCGCACCACAUGGGUCACUCCAGAAACCCGUCCGCCGCCAGCGCCAUCUCCUUCUGCAGCGUCAUCUCCGAGCCCAUCUCAGAGGUCAACGAGAAGGAGUACGAGACCAACUGGAGGACGAUGGUGGAGAGCGCAGACGCUCCAGAGACCGAAGCGGUCAGCAGAGAGCAGCGUGUGGUCAGCUCUCCGCCCAGAGCCAGCCCUGACCCGAGCCCCGCAGCCGCCCGCGCUCCCGAGAGAGACGAGUCCCGCUCAGACGACCGGCUGGAGCGCGCCUCGCAGCGGAGCACAGACACCGGCUCGCUGGACGGCAGCUGCAGAGACCGCCUCAACUCCUCCAUCACCUCCACCACCUCCACACUGGUGCCCGGCAUGCUGGAGGAGGAGGACGAGGAGGACGAAGAGGAGGAGGACUACACGCCCGAGCCCAUCUCUGUACA
Messenger RNA from Carassius auratus (goldfish), 1184 nucleotides. RefSeq names its product selenocysteine insertion sequence-binding protein 2-like. The transcript is spliced from 5 exons. The record is from RefSeq and is a predicted model, not a curated record. Gene Ontology annotation, cellular component: ribonucleoprotein complex; mitochondrion. Lineage: Eukaryota; Metazoa; Chordata; Actinopteri; Cypriniformes; Cyprinidae. Bases 204 to 950 code for a protein of 248 amino acids. Gene Ontology annotation, molecular function: selenocysteine insertion sequence binding; mRNA 3'-UTR binding; ribonucleoprotein complex binding.